Messenger RNA from Sorex fumeus (smoky shrew), 1515 nucleotides. RefSeq names its product sodium/potassium transporting ATPase interacting 1 (gene NKAIN1). The transcript is spliced from 7 exons. The record is from RefSeq and is a predicted model, not a curated record. NCBI's taxonomy places the organism in Eukaryota, Metazoa, Chordata, Mammalia, Eulipotyphla, Soricidae. Gene Ontology annotation, biological process: regulation of sodium ion transport. Bases 368 to 991 code for a protein of 207 amino acids.
GCCACGUGGUGGGGCCGGGAAGCCGCGGCCGCCGAGUGCCCGGGCGGCUGCCCCAGCUGGGCAGUGCUGCUGUGCGCCGCGCCGCGCUCGGUGCCUGCGCCCCCCGCUCCCCGCCAGCCGCCCCGGGGCAGCAGGCGCGCCUGGCGGCCGAGCGGGCAGACAAAGGAGGCGCGGCGCGGCGGAGGCGGCGCGCGGGCGCACGGACCAUGGACUCGGAGCGCCGGCGGCCGGUCCCAGCCCUGAGGAGCCGGCGCUCCCGGGCCCGGCCCUAGGCGCCCGGCCCCGCCGCCCGAGGCGCGCAGCGGGAGGACGCGGAGCCCGCGCGGCGCGGAGGAGGCGGCGGCCGGCCCGCGCGGCCCCCGGAGCCAUGGGCAAGUGCAGCGGGCGCUGCACGCUCGUCGCCUUCUGCUGCCUGCAGCUGGUGGCGGCACUGGAGCGGCAGAUCUUUGACUUCCUGGGCUACCAGUGGGCACCGAUCCUUGCCAACUUUCUGCACAUCAUGGCCGUCAUCCUGGGCAUCUUUGGCACCGUGCAGUACCGCUCCCGGUACCUCAUUCUGUAUGCAGCCUGGCUGGUGCUCUGGGUCGGCUGGAACGCUUUCAUCAUCUGCUUCUACUUGGAGGUUGGACAGCUGUCCCAGGACCGGGACUUCAUCAUGACCUUCAACACAUCUCUGCACCGCUCCUGGUGGAUGGAGAACGGCCCCGGCUGCCUGGUGACCCCUGUCCUGAACUCCCGCCUGACCCUGGAGGACCAUCAUGUCAUCUCUGUCACAGGCUGCCUGCUUGACUACCCCUACAUCGAAGCACUCAGCAGCGCGCUGCAGAUCUUCCUGGCCCUCUUCGGCUUCGUGUUCGCCUGUUACGUGAGCAAAGUGUUCCUGGAGGAAGAGGACAGCUUUGACUUCAUCGGUGGCUUUGAUUCCUACGGGUACCAGGCGCCCCAGAAGACGUCGCAUUUACAGCUGCAGCCUCUGUACACGUCCGGCUAACUUCUGCUCGGCGCCCACCCCGCGGCCACUUCGCCUGCGGCUGGACAGACUACGCCGCCGCUGCCGCUGGUCGGGCCCGCAUGGGCUGGCGCGCCCCCUGGCGGCCCAAGGACCGACUGCAGCCUGCGCUGGCUGCCCGUGGCUGGGCAGCGGACUUGGACUUGGCCCUUGCCCAGGCUCUGGGUGGGGCAAGUUGGGAUGCGGGAGGGGGAUCUCGGGGUUUGUAUUUUUUUUAAACUCAGCCUUGGCCGGCGCUGGGGCCUCCCUCUGUUCCCCAGCCUCUCCCUACCACCUUCUCCCCAGCAUCCUGUCCCCUGUCCAGAGAGAAAAGGCAGAGUGGACAGACUCACCCCAUCUCUCUGCACUCACUCAUCCCCCGGCCCAGGGGAGCGGGAGUCCUGGCUUCUAAGCGCUUCUCCCUCACUGACUGUGGGGCCUGGCCCUGGAAACCCUCUCUGGGCCUCAGUUUCCCCACCUCAGAUAAUUAAAAUCACCCCUUAGCCAACGGAACGCUUUCCGGCCUU